Messenger RNA from Saprolegnia diclina VS20, 2585 nucleotides. RefSeq lists its product as hypothetical. The transcript has 2 exons. NCBI's taxonomy places the organism in Eukaryota, Oomycota, Saprolegniomycetes, Saprolegniales, Saprolegniaceae. Bases 334 to 2385 code for a protein of 683 amino acids. The record is from RefSeq and is a predicted model, not a curated record.
GCGCUCUCCCGCCACUUUGGGAGAGAGACAGGUCUGUCGACAACGGAGCUUGGAGACAGGACGCGCCACCUCGAGCCAUUGCGUCUUGCUCCGAAGGACAGCCUUCUCUUCAAGCGAAGGCUGCGUCCGGUAUGCCGUCGGUCCAACCGACUACUGCGUUCAAUGUUGCGCUACGACUACCCCCUGCAAGGCGUCGCCUUGGCCAAUGCAUAUACAUGGCGAGAAACUAAGUUCUGUCUCUUGUCUCGAUCAGAUUGGAAUGGAGCAAAAUUAGCUCAGACCCAUCGGUAACGCCGGUGCCAAAAAGUACGAGGCGUCCAUUUUUACAGUCGGAUGGCAACGAGAACGUGCCUCCUCUGGGACGUCCGACUCCACCGACUGCUGUCUUGCGUCGCUGCCAUCAUCGUCUUCUACGUCGAGUGGACGGGGUCGGAUGCGGUCAAGGCCAACCUCCUCGGCGCCAACAACCCCACGCACCUCGCGUCCACAUACUCGAGCCCACUCAUUGGACCAUGGGUCGCUAGCCUUCUCAACAGCAGCGGCCCUUGGAUACCACCGACGACGGGCUGGCUCUACUUGGACUCGGCACCCGACGGCUCGUUCUCUGCAAGCACCGACGCAUGCCACACCAUGUUACCGGGCGACCGCAUUUACGCGCCAAGGUACCUCAACAAGCUGUUGCCGCGCAUUGCGAGCGCUGCGCCAUCGCUCCCGGCGCUUCUGUCGUCGACGAUCCUUGUUGACUGCGCGUACAGUGGUCGGAUGGUCCAAGACACGACUGCUCUCAAAUUGCACUUUGUCGAUCCGGCGGCGACGCAGCUGACAACCCUCUUUCUCCAGACGGUGCACAUCAACCGCCCAACGAAACGCCUCUCAUCCACGUGCGGGUUGGCGACGUUCUCGACCGUCGACCUCUCGGCCGUGACGCUGCCGGAUCUCACAACGCCGCAGGAAGCCUCCUACAUGCACGCAGUGGGCCUCGACUUUCCCUACGUUCUGCCGCCGUUUUACCGCCUCACGGUGCCCCACCCACACGAUCGGACGGUGGAGGGCAUGUGGGCAGGCACGCUAGCGCCCACGAACGAGCCCGUCUCGGUGGCGGGUACCGACGGCAUCUACCGGUCGUCCAUCGACACGCAAGCCAGCUUUGGCUACGUGACGUGGGACUUUCCCAAUAACCCGAUCGAGUUUAUGCAGUUGAUUCAUUAUCUGACGACCGAUGUCUCCAAGGACGCGUACGGCUGGGUGCGCCUUCUCCUUGGCAUGGGCAUCACCCUCACCCUCGCUGUUAACGGCAGCGUCGCCCUCCUCGUCGCGCUACGCAUGCACAGCGUUCUUGGCGCCACGUGGGUGCCCGACGUGUUUCCCUGCGUUCAGUUCCGCAUUCAACUGCGCGCGCUCCUCUGCCUCGUCGUGCUCGUGAGCACGAACGGCUGGCACCUCUACGAGUACGCACUCUGCACGGCCGACGCCCGCCAAGGCUGGACCAACACGUUUGUGUUGACCGACAUCGUCCGCGCCGAUGCGCUCAUGGUGUACCUCGGGCUCAUGAUUUCGCUGGCCAAGGCCGUGCGCAUCCGCCUACGCCUCGACCUCGUCGUGCUCAUCUAUCUGAUUUGCUACCAGCUGAGCGACAAGAUCGUGGCGACGCACGGCCUCGCACUGGAGGCGACGAAUGCCUUUGUCAAGGCCAACUACCUCGCCAACAUCCUCGAGGCCAACGUCGACGGCAUGGACCUCUGGACGUGGCACGAAAACCACGACACAAAUUUAACGCUGUUGCUGACGCAAAUGACGUGGUGGCUCCUCGCAUGCCUUCUCUGCGCCCUCUACGCCGCCUUUGAAAAAACAAGCAACAUGUACGAUGCCAAGACGCGGACGUGGCGGACGUGGCGGCGCAUGCACCACCUCACGCUGCUCUGCCUCGACAACACUACCACGAAUAUCGGCGGCCGGCGCAUCUCGGACCAGUUCUGCGCGCGAGUGGUGCCCAGUACGCUCGUCGCGUCCAAGCUGCUCUCACGCCGGAGCUUCUCGGGCGACGACGUCUGCCGCGCGGGGUUCGAGCCGCGCGUCCGGCAAAAGCUCUGCGAGACGUACGGCCUCGUCGCACCCCUCGACGAGUACCACCUCAUUGGCAAGACGCACUUUGUGUCGCCGUCCAGCGUCUGGCUCCUCGGCUACGUCCUUCUCGACGACCGCUUCAUCCUCGACAUCCACGACUACCCGCUCGUCGUUUGCAACGCCAUUUGCGGCCGACGACUCUUCCGCGUGUACGCGUUUCCGUACAAGCACUCGACCGUCGCCUUGGACAAGGUGCUGCUCGCACCCGACGCUGUGCCUUUAGCGUCGAUCGGUAGCCUCGCGCUGUACCGCCUGCGGUAAGGUUGCGACCCGCACAUUAUUCGAUGCACCAAUCACCGACAACGAUUUUAUCGGCGCACCAAUCAAAUUGCAGCACGGGUCACAACCCGCAGUGCGGCGUCGAGCUGUAGGUCGAGUGAAUCGAGCAGGCAGCGGACACGAGUUCGUACCGAGUAUAAUAAAGCGUCAUAGGCCAGUCCAACCAACGAGUAGUACUUGGG